AAACAAUUCUGCUGCUUUUCGGUACCAAACAAAAAGCAGUCUAAAGCAUCUGUCUGUCAUUUGUCACCCUGCUGUUGUUGUGUUGUAAUUUUCACUCAAGUGUCAAAACAAUACGAAUAUUUGUAUUUCUACUUUUUAUUUAAUGCAGUGUAAUGUAUGAUAAAAUAAAAUAUCAUUAUAUUCUGCUACUUAUACCUAAAUGAUUUCUUAAAGAUGGUGUGCGAAUUCACACUACUUACCUUUUUAUAAAUUAUACUACAGUGUGAAAGUUUCGUCGAUGUAAAUGAAAUAUUUAUCAAAGAACAUUAAAUUAAUAAGGAAAAGUGUUUCUAAUACAAAUAGUUUAUCAAUAAAUUGGUGUUAAAAUGUCGGCAUUGUUAACUGCUGAUUGGUUCCAACUGGACUCCUAUUAUAGAAAAUUUGACCUCUACUCUACAACAUGGAGUAUGGACGAAGGCUUAGACAAUAUGCUUGUUAGUGGAGCUCCUUAUGGAGGCCCUAUAGCCAUGGUGCGAGAUAGAAAGCAGUUUGUGCGAGUGAUGACCACCAGCAAACCAGUUAUAACUAUCUAUAACUGUGUUGGAAAUGUUAUAUCUAAAAUACUGUGGAAUAGUGGUGUUUUGAUCCAUAUGGGGUGGUCAGACAGCGAACAACUGCUCUGUGUACAGGAGAGUGGUGAUGUCCUCAUCUAUGACAUGUUUGGUGCUUAUCAGAAAACCUUUAACAUGGGCCAAGAAGUGAGAGAUACUAAAGUGUGCAAAGCUCAAUUAUUUCCUAAUCUUACGGGCAUUGGACUUGGUGUUAUCACAACCACAAACCGCAUGUUCCUUAUAAGCAACAUUGCUGAACCCAAAGUCAGAGCUGUUCCAGAUUUACCAAGAGCAAACGAGCCAAUAUCUUGCUGGUGCGUUCUCAAUUCCUUCUUACGCACAGCGGCUGUCGUCGGCUUCUUGGUGUGUCGUGACAAAGAAAUAUACAAGUGCCAACUUGGCGAGACCAGGGCUGUUCUCUUGCGGCCGGAAAUAAAGAACCCUUACACCCAAAUCCUCUCCAUAGUGCCAUCGCAGAACGGGAGGCACGUAGCACUUUUCACAGACUCCGGAUACCUUUGGAUCGGCUCAUCAGACUUCAAGAUGAAGUACUGCGAAAUUGACACGGGGUACAUCAAACAGCCGAAGGAAUUGGUGUGGUGCGGUUCUCAGGCUAUCGUUGCGCAUUGGGAUGACGUCAUGUGCAUUUACGGCUUCACCGGCAAAUCUGUCUCUUAUCCAUAUGAUGGUCCUUUCCACAUAAUACAGGAAAUGGACUGCGUCAGAGUUAUAUCGGAGUACAGUCACGAGUUGGUGCAAAAGGUCCCCGUGGAAGUGGAGAAAAUAUUCAGGAUCAACAGUACUGCACCUGGAUCAUAUCUUGUUGAGGCUUCCAAACAAUUUCAGAAACGCAGUCACCGCGCGGACGAGUACAUUCGCCUAGUGAAACAAGACCUCCCCAACGCGGUGCAAAACUGCAUCGACGCCGCCGCCUUCGAGUUCAACACGGACAUACAGAAGAUGUUGAUCCGCGCCGCGCAGUUCGGCAAGGGUUUCAUAACGGACGCAGUGUUGACAGAUCACUACGUGAAGACGUGCCGAUGGUUGAGGGUGUUGAACGCUGUGCGAGACCCGAAGGUCGCGAUACCGCUCACGUUCCGACAAGUGGAGAACCUAGGCGAGGGAGUGUUACUAGAUCGCUUGAUAUGGCGACGGCUGCACUGCCUGGCGGGACACAUCGCUUCCUACCUGCAGCUCAAGGAUGGCCGAACCAGAGUCCUGUCACACUGGGCUUGUUAUAAGGUGACACAACUGCACUUGGACAACGAAAGUGCAGCUCGUGAGAUAGGCGAGAAACUACGCAACGUCCCCGGCAUCUCAUACUCCGCUAUCGCGAUGAAAGCACACGAGAAAGGCAGAAAAGCGCUCGCUAUAAAGAUCUUGGAGUAUGAAACUCGCAGUAAGCUGCAAGUACCGUUACUACUGACGUUGGGUGAAGGCAGCGCGGCGCUUCUACGCGCGGCACACAGCGGCGACACCGACUUGUUGCAUGAGGUGUUGUUGCAUCUCAAGGAGAACAUGGCCAAGCAUGAGUUCGAGAUGACGAUCCGUAGUUUCCCGCUAGCGCACUCUCUUUACCUUAAAUACUGCGCCAAUCACAACCGGGAAGCGCUCCGCAAAAUCUACGUACAAGAGGACGAUUUCCCGGGACAAGCGGCCACGCAUAUACGCGACGCUAUCGAGCAACCCAACCCGGGUAGCGCUGAGGCGUCGCUCAUAUCCGCCCGGGAAUGCUACAAGAAGGGGAAGAACGAUUUAGGUGCAUCGAUAUGUGAGGACGCCCGCAAGCUUUGUAAACAACAAUCCAGUCUUCAAGAGACUUACGGCGAGAGUUUCGUCGGUCUGUCCUUACACGACACCGUUCGCAAACUGCUGGUGAAAGGCGAACUCAAACUGGCUGAGAAACUACGCUCCGAGUACAAAGUGCCCGAUAGAAGGUUCUGGUGGCUUCGCAUAUUGACGUUGGCCGAGAAAAACGACUGGACCGAACUGGAUAAAUUCAGCAAAUCGAAACGGUCCCCCAUUGGUUACGAGCCAUUCGUGGACGUGUGCUUAUCCAAAAAUAAACCUGACGAGGCUUUACGCUAUCUGCCUCGAUGCCAGGACAACGUCAAAGUCAAAUACUACGUGAAAGCAGAAUUUUAUGAAGAAGCAGCUCAAGUGGCUUUUGAGCAAAAGGACAAGAACGCUUUGAAUUAUGUACUUAACAAGUGUCCAUUGAACGAAUCCACCAAACGUGAGAAAAUAUCGGCUCUACUCGAACAACUAGACAUCAAAAAGUAAGAGCCAUCAUUGCGCCAUAUACAAAAUCUAAUUAUAUUAUUAUAUAAAACGAGUGUUAC
Molecule: messenger RNA, 2932 nt
Organism: Chilo suppressalis (striped riceborer)
Lineage: Eukaryota; Metazoa; Arthropoda; Insecta; Lepidoptera; Crambidae
Source: the annotation of a GenBank genome assembly